AUGUCUGUUCGUUACUUGACCGCAAAACUCGCGCAGCAAAUUGAUGAGGAGCUCAUGAGUGCGACCGGGGCUUUCAGCCUUGACCAGUUGAUGGAACUAGCUGGUCUGGCUUGUGCGCAAACCCUGGCGACCGUAUACAGCAAGGAGAAGUAUCCUCGGGUACUUGUCUGCUGUGGUCCAGGGAAUCAGGGAGGUGACGGACUAGUUGCUGCGAGACAUCUCGGUAUGUUCGGCUACAAGCCGACGAUCUGGAUGCCCAAGCCAGGCUCGAAGGAUAUCUACAAGCGCUUGAAGACGCAAUGUGAUAACAUGAAAAUCCAGACCCUUGCUCCCGCAGAUGACACAAGUACCCUUCGCGAUGUUCUCGCUCGGUCGGACGUGAUAUUGGACGCCAUUUUCGGCUUUUCCUUCAAGCCACCCGUUCGCGCUCCGUUUGACACCGCGCUCCCCCUGAUCAGCGAUUCUGGCUUGCCCAUCGUGUCCGUGGAUAUACCAUCAGGAUGGGACGUCGAAAAAGGGAAUGCAGAGGGUGUGGGCCUGAACCCUGAGGUGCUGAUCAGCUUAACGGCUCCCAAAGAGGGCGUCAAGACGUUCGCCGGCAGACACUUCUUGGGUGGUCGCUUCGUUCCAAAAUCAAUGGAGAAGUUCGACCUCAAUCUUCCGGAGUAUCUUGGAUUUGACCAGAUAGUCGAGCUUCCUCGUGCCGGUACACAGAAACUGUAG
Postia placenta MAD-698-R-SB12 is the source of this 723-nucleotide messenger RNA. RefSeq lists its product as hypothetical. The record is from RefSeq and is a predicted model, not a curated record. Gene Ontology annotation, molecular function: NAD(P)HX epimerase activity. The coding region runs from base 1 to 723 and encodes 240 amino acids. Gene Ontology annotation, cellular component: mitochondrion. NCBI's taxonomy places the organism in Eukaryota, Fungi, Basidiomycota, Agaricomycetes, Polyporales, Adustoporiaceae. The transcript is spliced from 7 exons.